Molecule: messenger RNA, 4503 nt
Organism: Exaiptasia diaphana
Lineage: Eukaryota; Metazoa; Cnidaria; Anthozoa; Actiniaria; Aiptasiidae
Product: myb-like protein X
Exons: 5
Coding region: 81-3002 (973 amino acids)
Biological process (GO): actin filament bundle assembly
Cellular component (GO): plasma membrane; actin cytoskeleton
Molecular function (GO): actin filament binding
Source: RefSeq, a predicted model, not a curated record
GCGGCGUUUGAGAGUCGGGACAAUUUAAAGAGUUUUCCUCYGAGUUUGAAGCUCUCCACUUUGUGAAAUACCACAAGAAGAUGUCUGAUCAAGAGUACGACGACAUUGCAAGAGAUUCUACGGACGUCACUGAUCAAGACAUCGAUCAUCUACGCAAGAAGGACAUGGAUCCCGCCUCAGGUAGCGACUACAGUUCUUCAGAAAGCGAGGAUGAAACCUCACGAGACUUAAAGCAGAGGAAUGGCAUCCAGGAUGAAGCUAAGAACACAGACAAACCUGUUGAUUUAGAUGGAAACCAGGACGAAACGACAAAAGGAGAUCAAGCUCCAGACGACGAUGAAAAAUACUCCGGGAGCAGCGACUCAGAAACAGACUCGGAAUCAGAAACAGAUAGUGAGUCGUACUCAGASUCUGAGAGCUCUUCAGAUAGCGAGAGAGAACGAGAUCAAAAAGGAAAAAUUACAGUUGAAGAGCUCCCGAAAACGGGAACAGCAGCAAGCUUUAGGACCAGAUUCGAACAAGAAGCCCAGAAGAGUGCUGAGGUUCAGGCUUCUCAAAGGCGCGUUAAAGAUGAAAUCGAAUCAGGUCGAGCAAGUUCACAUCGAAAAAUCUUUGAACAAAAAAUUCAAGAGGAGUCUCAAGUUAAAACUUCCACACCAAGAAUUGAGGUUGACGGGGAUAAUAACUUUUCUGGGAAGGCGCGCUCACAUCGGGCCAUUUUUGAGCAAAAGGCACAAGAACAACAGUCUGUUUCCCCUUCCGCGUCCAGGAAAUUUGACGUGGACUUCUCUGGCAAGUCCAGAAAUACUCGCGCUCUUUUCGAGCAAAAGGCCAGGGAAGAGAGUGGUCCUUCUCCCACCCCGAAACGGAAAUUCGAUGUAGAAUUUUCUGUAAAGGCCAAGUCUCAUAAAGCAAUCUUCGAGCAAAAGGCUCAAGAAGCGUCUGAAACAAAGUCUGCUGGAAGAAAACUCUUAGAUUUGGGGGAUAAGGAAACUGAAUUGCAAGGAAAGGCUUUAUCACAUCGCAGUCUCUUUGAGAAGAAGAUUGCAGAGGAAAGCGAAGUAAAGACUAGUGCUGGAAGAACAUUGGAAGAGGAAGUCGCGCCUAAAAAGGGCUCCACGUUGUCUGCAGUAAAAAUAUUUGAGAAGAAGCAGACUGAGGAGUUCAAGAAACCAGAAAGGGAAGAUCUCAUUGAAUUGAUGAAGCAAAAGGAGAAAGAAUUGGCAAAGCACGAGAAGAAAUCCAGGAAGCACUCUAAGGGUCAUAAACACAAAGAUCACCAUCACAAAGAGCAUCAUCAUAAAGAACACAAGAAAAAGCGCCACUCGAAGGCAUCAAGUAGUGGCCACAGUGAACAUAGUGAUAGAGACCACAGUAGCACAACCGAGAGUCACGAAGUGGAAAUACGUGUCGAUACAUCGCAAGAUGUCGAGAGUGCGCCACACGAUGUAUUCGAUGAAAAUCGAGACGAAAAGGAUGACUACGACUCCGAAGAAGAAACGAGAAGGCGUUUGGAGGAAGAAGAGGAAAGGGAUCGUCUUGAGGAGGAACAGGAUAGACUGGAGGAAGAAAGAGAACGAGAAAGACUAGAAGAAGCACGACGAAAGCUAGAAGAAGAGGAGGAAAGACUACGUGAGGAGGAGGAAGAAGAAAGGAGAGCAGAAGAAGAACGCCGAGCUAGAGAAGAGGAGGAGAGGCAAAGGGAAGAAGAAGAACGUAGAAAGCGCGAAGAAGAGGAAGAGAGACAAAAACAAGAAGAAAAGCGGAGAAAAGAAGAAGAAGAAAGAAAGAAAAAGACAGAAACUGAAUCUGAUCCAACAUCCUGGAGAGCAAGACGAGAACGUCGCCGACGCGAAGAGGAGCGAAAAGAACGCGAGCGCACGGAAGCUGCCGAGCGCAGAGCUUCUAGAGAAAAAGAAGAAAUAAAACGAGGCGAGGAAGAAGCCAAACAAGCAAUAAGUACACCAUCAGUGACGGUUACCAAAACUGAUAGCCACACUGGAGAGAAAACCACCGAGGACGAGGAGACGAUGACAGCUGAGGAACGUCGUGAAAAGGCACGGCAGGAACGGAUCGCCAAACGACUUGCUCGACGAAAAGAACGACAGGAAUCCCAAGAAAACCUGUUAUCAGACACGAGUACCACCUCGAGAGGAACGCAAAGGACGAGUGAGGAUUCCGAGACGUCAUCUAGUAAAGAUACUGAGGAUGGUACUGCUAGCUCUUUUGCACAACGUCGCGCCGAACGAAGAGCAAGACAGGAAAGAAAGCGAAGUGAACAAAACGAGGAAAAGAAUCAUGUCGAAGAAGAAGAAACUCGUUCAACGAGAAAGACCCGCACUGCUAGGUCKAACCUCGGUAAACARGACUCCACUACAUCUGAAGAGGAGACCAACAAGUCCAACUACACCGCUACUGUGAAAUCGCGGUUCGAAAGAAAGGGCAGCUCAGAGAAGAACCUAGAAUCAGGCUCCAAGAGCGAGUUUACAUCUUCAAUGGACGAAAGUGAAAAAGACAGCCACGCCAGCGACAAAGAGCCACGAUCGACACGUCGUGUCAGAGACGAAACCGAUCGAGCCGCUCCAAGAUCGCGAACCGAGGAAAGCCCCUUUCAUUUAUCGAAAAAUCGUAUCRCCAAGAUCAAUGACAAGUCGAGUGAGGAGGAAUUAAAACCGUCCGGCUCUCCGCGUUUCCCAAGAGCAGGAAUAAAAGUGGAAACCGAGAAAUGUGAAGUUUGCCAYAAGACGGUCUAUCCAAUGGAGAAACUUGCAGCUGACAAGAAGGUCUAUCAUAAGCCUUGUUUUAAGUGCUCUGAAUGCCGACAAACAUUGAGGCUAGGAAACUUUGCCGCUUUAAAUGGUAAGCUGUUUUGCAAGCCUCACUUUAAGCAGCUGUUUAAACUGAAAGGWAACUACGACGAGGGCUUUGGACGGCAGCAGCAUAAACACCAAUGGGGGGCGAAAAUGAACGGAUCGGAUAGUAGUCCAGUCGAGUCAAGCUAGUACUUUUGAAACAAAGUACCACGUUUUUGACUUAAUAUUUUUUUUUGGUUGGGAUACCUGUGUUGAGCUGGAUGUAAUCUCCACAGGAAUCCCAUCUUCGAUGUUUUUAAAGUAGUUGAUUUAAUAGAGAUAAUUAUGACAAGGGCGGUCGAUAUUUUUUUCUUGGGAUUUAAAUAUUACUGAAUAACGCAAUCUUUUUAAUCAUUUGCUCGUGACAUUUAUUAAUWUUUUCUGUCAAUUUUUGUGUUUUUGUAUUUUCGUUUGUUUCGUUUGUUGUUGAUGUUUUGUAUUAACUGGAUUUUUUUUCUUGUGUUUUUUUUUCACGGAUUUAGUGCGUCUACUAUAGUGCUUGUUUACCCGUCUUUGUGCGUUUUAUUUGUUGCUAAAAUAACCAUUGUAAACAUUGUAUUUUCGUUAGAAAACUCUACAUCAAAACCUUAGURGAUACUUAUUUAUACAUCUAUUUCAAUUGACGUCGAUAUGGAUCAUGGGAAAUUUUCGAUGAGAUCCAUAAGCAUCAUGGGAAUGUUUUAAAUGASCAAAGCAUCGCAAACUCACGUUGAACUUCAAGCCUUUCCUUCUUAAUUGUUCUAACGUAUGCAAUACAGUGAUAUAGAAGCAAUCCAUCAUGCAUAAAUCAAAUUUAAUGAGUUCCCAUAAUUCAUAUCGGUCUAGUUCGAACUUUUCACUUCGACUCAACGUUACUGAAAAUAGUUGUAUGAAAAUGGCAUCCAACCAGGGUUUUGAUAACGUCAGAAUAUAUCAUUGCAUAAAAUAGAUAUAAAUUGCUGUAAUUGUUGUAUAAAGAGAUAAUCAAAUAUGAAGUAUUAGAUAUAACAAAAAAAUGUUGAAUUCUGUGUCGAGUUUCUGAACAACUUCAUGUUGUACUGGAUUUUAGAUUUAGUGAAUUACCUUAUUAGAAUUGAUAUAAUUUCGGACUAAUUUCUACUAUUUCUAUUGUUUAAUUUUAAUUUCUGUUAAAUGAAAAUAGAUAUAUCAGUACUUAUAUCACGCGUUUACAAYAACUCGUGGAUUGUGACUAAAAUCCCUAUUUCACUCAACUUCGUAGAAAUUAUUUGAAUAUUUGAGAGGCGCAAGUCAAUAUAGGUUAUUUUAAARAGAAACUUACGUCUCUAUUCUAACACUAUUUUCCAACCAAAUUAUUACAUAUUUGGAAUAAUGUGGGGCUUGCACAGUCACGUGGUCAGCCGCAUUGGAUGAUGGGAACAAUAAAUGCAACGGAAGUUUUAUUAUUUUSAAGUAAGACACUCCCGCUUUCAUGUGCUCGUGCAAUCUCCAAGCAAUUAUCAAAGAAAAUUAAAAAAACUGAUGACAAUUGCAAGAAUUUUUGGCAUUUUAAAAUUUUUGUAAAUUAAAUUUAGAUUUUCAUAUAUGUAAGCUUAAUGUGUUUAUAAAAUUUCGAAAUCCCACACUUAUURUGAAGAACCCAUGGAUAAUUUUAGAUUUGUUAUAAAGAAAUAAAGUUCGCUUUUAGACUGCU